AGGCGAGGCGCGCCCCUGACGGCGGUUGAAAAAUGGCCACUGUCGCCGAGCUGAAGGCUGUUUUAAAGGACACGUUGGAGAAAAGGGGAGUAUUAGGGCAUUUAAAAGCAAGGAUCCGAGCUGAAGUUUUCAAUGCCCUAGAUGAUGAAAGCGAACCCCGACCAUCAUUGUCUCAUGAAAACCUUCUAAUUAAUGAACUAAUUCGGGAGUAUCUGGAAUUCAACAAAUAUAAGUACACAGCAUCUGUCCUCAUAUCAGAAUCUGGUCAACCUGUAGUUCCAUUGGACAGACAGUUUCUCAUCCGUGAACUAAAUGCAUUUGAAGAAUCAAAGGAUAAUACAAUACCUCUUUUAUAUGGAAUUUUAGCUCAUUUCUUGCAUGGAACUAAGGAUGACCUCCAAAAUCCAUUUCUGAGACGGUCUUCACUUCAGCCUCCAAACCCAAAUCUUGGCGAACAACCUAGCAGAAGAAAGCAAAGGGAUGACCACCUAAGAACGGAGAAGGGGAAUAGUGCUAACAUUGAAGAGCCUCUUGUUUCUCAAGCGGUGAAGAGAUGACAUUUCCAUUUGGGGCAUCUUUAGUCUUAAAAUUGACAUAUUUAUUCUCUCAACAUAACCAACAUACAUCACUAAUAUUUGUCCUUUGUAGAAAUUUGAGUUUCUGCAAAACAUUUAGCCCCUCCUGUUUGGCUACAAUUGUGAAUAAAGGCUAACUCUGUCGUCUAGCUUCCUGGAUUUGAUUCGAAAGAAAAUACAUUGUUUUUAGAAAGUAUUUGAAAGGUUUUUAAAUUUGUGAGAACUGGAAGGAUUUUUUAGUACCCCGUUAUUCUUGAAAAAAAAAAGAAAAUUCAGGUCUUUAUAGCCAUAUGCUCUGCUCUUUAACAAGGCUACAGUAAUUAAAUUUCCUUCAGGCUGGAAUUAUGUGGAUUUGUAGAAAAAUUCAUUUACGUUUCUAAAAAACACUUAAAAGAACAUUAAAGCCAGAAAAAAUUCCUGUGAAGUUUGGUUUUUUGUUUAUGAUAGCGGUUUUUCAGAUAACCAUUUAUAAUUCAGUUUGAAUAUCUGAAUUUCUAUCUAAAUUUGAACUUUUAAACUAGGUAACAAGUGCUUUUUCUUUCCUUAGACCAUUUUGGCUUCUACUGGAAGAUUUAAUUAAAAGGUAGAGGGGGAAAUAAUUCUUUUAAUUUUGCUGUAAGUAAAACAAAGAGUUUAUUUUAUUAUAUAAAGAAUGUGGAAUAAGCAUGAAGAGACAGGCUUUAGGAGAAAUACCAGAAAGCACCUCUUAAAAGAUGGCAUUGUUUAACCUCCAUGUGGCCUUCAGUUGUGCAAUCACAAGGUGAGCUCUAAAAGAGCCAGUCCCUACUUUUCUGGACUCACUGUAUGUCAGUUUUUUAUUCUUGGGAUAGAAAAAUGGUAAGAGCUCUUCCUGUGCUAUCUCUAAAAUGCUAUUUUGAUAUUUACUAAGACAUUUUUAUAAGUGGAGUCUCCAGACAGAUGGCACUGACAGCCGCCAUGAUAAUAGCAUGUGAUCGGCAGAAGUCAGAAAGUGUAUUCGGCAAAACUGCCCAGGUGCCCACAUACCGACAGCAUUUAACUUGAAUGUUUUCCACAGGGCAAGUGAGAAGGGCUGUAGGUGGCAGAAUUGGCAUUCUCUUCAGAGUGUCGAUUCUGUUCUGUCUUUUGAAACUUUUGAGUGUAUAUUUGGUGUUGGUCAGUGUUCAGUCCUUACAGAUGAACGAAGAAUUUUUAUCUGAAUGCAGAAAAUUAUUAAAGAAAUCCCCUUAAGCCAUACUUUACAAGUGAGAGGAGUUUGAGAGGCCCUGUUGAUGAGCUAGGAUUACAGAAGAGGCGUAGAAGUACUAUAAGGGCUCAUUUCCAUUUUUCAAAUCAAAUCUGUAGUAUCUGAUAACAAUUACAAAUUCCACUGUAUUGUAUGUGGGAAUAUAAGUAUCUAUUCUUCUCAGAGGACUUGGUUUACAUCCAAGGAUGUUGGCAGUGGAUGCUAAGUUUACCUCAGAAAUUACAAUCAUGCAGGACUAGAUUAAGAAGAAAUGCUGGAGUUUAUAAUUUUGGUUACUGCUAAACAGAAUUGUCACGUGUAGUCCAUAGCGCGUUUGUAUGCAUUAUUCUAUAACUUCUUUGUACCUAGGCAACUUUUAUACUUUCAAUGUAUUACUUAAUAAAAAACAAUCAACUCGC
This is a messenger RNA of Callorhinus ursinus (northern fur seal), 2198 nucleotides long. It is a transcript of the gene CEP20, whose product is annotated as centrosomal protein 20. Gene Ontology annotation, biological process: cilium assembly; microtubule anchoring. Gene Ontology annotation, molecular function: protein binding. The record is from RefSeq and is a predicted model, not a curated record. Lineage: Eukaryota; Metazoa; Chordata; Mammalia; Carnivora; Otariidae. Gene Ontology annotation, cellular component: motile cilium; ciliary basal body; centrosome.